AUGAACCUUCUCAAUGACCCAUGGUCUUCAGCCGAGAAUUCCAACAUCAACAACUCUAACGGUAUCGAUACGAAACUUCGAAAAGUUCAGGAAACCUUGAAAAGUCUAGAGGAAACCAGCCCGGAUCCGUGGACCAGAAUGGCACUGUUGACCAGUGAAGAAGACAGUAAUGAAGCUCUUUUCGAGGAAUUGAGUUGUCAAGUGAAAAAAAUCAAUGACGCUAGUAUUACAGGGAUCACUUUGCUAAUUUACUGCGUUGUCUUCGAUAAAUCAAGUUACAUAGAGCUGUUGCAUGAAAUCGAUGGACUUGACCCUAACGUCCCAGAUCGAAUUUAUGAAAACUCACCCCUUACAUGGUGCUUCGAUCUAGAAAGAAAGAACUGCUUACUAGAGCUUCUCAACUUUUCCGACGAAUUGGACUUCAGCUACAAAAAUCCAGGUGGAUCCACUGCGCUUCAGCUCUUGGUACCGGGAAGCGCCAUGUAUGAAUUUGCCAAAGACCGCGGUCUAUUUAGGCUUGUUAGGGACGAUUUCAAAGCGUCCAAUGAUCUUUAUGGAGCCCCAACUUCGGGGUAUACAAACACUGAUGUUGAUAACACUCUGGACCAGAUCAACCUUCAAACGGCUGGACUGGGUCUGAAUGACGACAGCGUAUCGGUUUCCUUAGAUACUGGGAAAGAGUACACUCAAAGUAGCGAUACAUCUCCCAUUGGUGGUGAAGAGCCGCUUUUCCGUCACUUCGAUUUCGACCAUGUAUUACCUAAACAAUACAUCGAAUUUGCCGAUUACGACAUCCCACGGCUAUUAGACCUUAUAAUCUCGAUCCCGGCAAGGCUCCCUCACAAACCUUGUGUCCCCGCUGCCAUUAUUUUCCAAAGCUUGCGGUACGCGGACUGUGUGAAAGAAAGUCCCUCACUUGUAAACAGCAUGGCCCACCUGUCAUUGACCAAGAUUCUCACGUCAUUAUCAUCAACAUCCGGGGGCGCUCUCCUGGCGAGUCAAAGUGGGGAUAUCAUAUCACAGUCUUAUUGGCUAUCGAGUCUCACCUUCUUGUUCUACUACCUUUAUCGACAAGAUGGAUUUUUCAAAAGAUACCCCUCGAUCCUACAGGAGAUGAUAGAUGCAAUGCGAUCCUUGGUCAUAGAGAUGAACUCAUCGAUCCAUUCCAGGAUAGAGCCUCUGAUAGACUCAACAAUUCUAGAGCACACAACAAUUGCUGAGGUAAAGGAGACGCUGUACAAAAAAGAUUGGAAUUUGUUGAAGAAAAGAAAGCUGCGCAAGAGAAAGAAUGGUACCCGCGAUUCCUAUGAUCAGAUCAUGGCUAUGCUCUAUCCUCCUUCACUCGACGAGCAGAGAAGGCUAUCACCUAUAAAGGUCGUUCAGAUAUUUGGCGCUCUUCUCUAUGUGCUGGAUCUUCAUCAAGUCCAUCCUUUAAUCGCUCAGCAGUGUUUAUCCCUUGCCAUCAAUUGGUUUUCUGUUACGCUGUUUAACAAGAUAAUGGAAAACAAGAAGAAGUCAUUAUCAAGAGCCCACGCUAUCCAGAUAAAACUCAACCUGUCCGUUAUACAAGACUGGAUAAAGAAUCACGACUUCAAACCAUCGUUUCCCUCUUUGAUGGACGAUUUCAUGUUCCAGAAGUUUCCAUACACUCUCAUUUUCAACCUAGGUGACAUUGGCAGCACGUCAAAACCUUUUGAACUUCGCAACGUUACAUUCUACAGACCCAUUGAGGGCGAUAUCACAAAUGACAUGAACAACUCACUAUUCUUCUACCAAUCCUUCUAUCAAAUUUCCCGGAUUCAUUUGGAACCCUGCAUGCAGCUUUUGCAAUGGCUUCAGGUAGCUACGUCUUUGGAAGACGAAGAAAGUUUUGAUUCUACCGUAAAGCUUCUUAACAAACUCACACCACUGCAGCUGUACAAGUCAAUGAGCAAAUAUAGGUACGAAGUGGAAGAAAACAAAUUUGCAUCCAGUCUGCGGAAGAAGUUAUCCAUGACGUGCAAACAGAGAGAUGAGGUGGAACCUUACCUCCCGGAGAAAGCCUUGUGCUCUCUUGCGUUGCCCACAAUAACAGAGCUCAUUGAGUCAUUCACGCAAAAUGAUGAUAGCGAUGAGCUCUUGCCACUCUUGCCUUUAGAUGUUCAAGACGACGUCGAUGAAAUACACGAGCAGAAUGUGAAGUUGAGAGAUCAAGAGACGGAAAAGUCCAACCAAAGCCGGUUGGACGACGAUCUGUCAAGCGCUGAAGAAGAUGAUGGGUCUCAGAUCGAAAACGCGAAUGGCGAUCAGCUAUUCAAAAAGCUGGAUGCGCCCUCGUCUGCUGCACAGCGUCCUCUUUGGGCAAUUACUGACGAUAUAGAGCAGAACCCAUGGUAA
Molecule: messenger RNA, 2376 nt
Organism: Lachancea sp. 'fantastica'
Lineage: Eukaryota; Fungi; Ascomycota; Saccharomycetes; Saccharomycetales; Saccharomycetaceae
Source: the annotation of a GenBank genome assembly